AUGGCGUCCGACACGCUCACAUUGAUCAGCUCUAUCGGCAUCAGGCUGUGCGCCUACGUCUUCUUGCGAUGGAUACCUACAACCAUUGUCCCACCAGCUAUCUACACAUUUCUCGCUUUAUACAUUCCCUCCUUCAUCACUAGCUUCCUCUCGACUUCACCGUACAAGGUCAUCUCGGAUGAGAUAGACAUCAUCGUCAGGGAGACCGUAGGCCAGGGCGAAGACUCGACCGAUGCUUCAGAUGUAGAGCUCCUGGAAGGUGCCGACGAUGGGCCGCUUGAAGAGCUGGACGUGGAGGAGACGGUCGUGGUGGAAGAGAAGGGACCUCAUGUCCUGAGGACGCUUUUGACAGGUUUGCCGAGUCCGUCGUCGGCCUUCUGGAGCUGGGUCACCUUUGCCAUCAACAUGGUCCUGGUGGGCUUGGUGACGGACGCCAUCUUUCGAGCUCGUGUCUUUCACCCAGCGCACGACCUGUCGUUUGCACGAGUGGGUUACGUGUCGGACAGCAGCGCGAACAUCUUGGUCCGCGAACCGCACGGGAGUGAGCUUCCCAUUUUUGUGUCAUACAGGCGAGCAGACCCUCCGCUAUCAACGGAUCCAGACAAGCGCCCGAUCGACACAGCGUGGAAGUCCGCGGGGAGCAUCUCCUGGUUGAGCAACGAAACCGACUACACAGCUGCAGUUGCUAUCAACAACCUGAAACCAGACAGUCGCUACCAGUACUCCGUGUCUAAUAACCAUACUGGCUACUUCAUCACUGCGCCGCGCGUAGGUGAGGUCUCGAGACGGAACGGGGACAAGUACACCUUCCUCCACUCCAGCUGCAUUAAGCCACGCGUACCAUACAAUCCCUUCUCUCAUCCGCUCCAUAUCCCAGGCCUCAAGCACCUCGCCGAAUGGAUUCCCAAGCUUCGUGCGCACUUCAUGCUCUUCCUCGGAGACUUCAUCUACGUUGACGUGCCUCUUCGGAUGGGCAAGGAGGUGGAAGACUACCGCCGUGAAUACCGCCAAGUCUACGCGUCUCCGGAGUGGCCAACCGCCUCGAAGAACUUGCCUUGGAUCCACGUGAUCGACGACCACGAGAUUGCAAACGAUUGGGACGGCAACACGACGGGCGUCUUCGAAGCUGCAUACGAUCCAUGGACACACUACCAAGUCGCCGUGAAUCCGCCCUCGGUCCGGUCAGGUCAGACAUACUUCCACUUCACGCAAGGUCCAGCAUCGUUCUUCAUGCUAGACACGCGGCGAUACCGCUCGCCUGCAUUCGACAAGGACCCCUGGGAUACCAGCAAAACGAUGCUCGGCAGACAACAACUCCACGACCUCUUAACCUUCCUCAAGAACCCCCCUCCGCCCGGCGUGCGCUGGAAAAUCAUCGCCUCAAGCAUCCCCUUCACGAAGAACUGGCGCGUUAACAGCGUCGAUACCUGGGCUGGCUAUCUCGCGGAGCGGCAGAUGAUCCUGGAAGCCAUGUGGACCGUGGGUCUGGCCGGCGGCGUAGGGGUUGUCGUGCUCAGCGGCGACAGGCACGAGUUCGCUGCUACGGCGUUUCCGCCGCCGAGCGGGAGUAGGUGGCCGCUCAGCGCGACGGUGCAUGAGUUUAGCACGAGCCCGCUGAGCAUGUUUUAUUUGCCGUAUCGGACGUAUAAGCAGGAGGGUGAGGAGGAGGUUUGCAUUAAGUACAUUCCGGAUGGCAACUCCAAGUUCGGCGCCGUGGAGAUCACGUCUCCGCCGGCCAGCGACCAGAGCCAGCUGCAUUACAGGCUCUUCGUCGAUGGCAAGGAGGAGUGGAGCCACACUAUAUUGACGCCGCCGGAUAUGAGGGGUGCUGGCAGAGCGAAGGAUGCCAUCUGGGGUUGA
Molecule: messenger RNA, 1860 nt
Organism: Coniosporium apollinis CBS 100218
Lineage: Eukaryota; Fungi; Ascomycota; Dothideomycetes
Exons: 4
Coding region: 1-1860 (619 amino acids)
Source: RefSeq, a predicted model, not a curated record